AUGUGCCUGGUUGGGCCUGUUGUUACUGAAAACGAAUUCUUGUCCGACCCUUGCAGUGUGAGCCAUGAGUGUAUUGCCGCCAAGUAUACUCAAGAGAGGGGAAAUCCACACGUGUUUAAGGAGCUUCAAAAAGUGAGACGAGAUCCUGCGUAUGCAGAAAAAAAGCCCGUCAGAGUUUUCCUGGACAUGGUAGCGGCUCCCCUAGAAGCAGACGAUGAAGACAUGGAAGACUCUAUUAGGGCUGCGAUCCGUCGUUCUGGGUAUAAGGCUCGGAGGCAAGAUAUAUAA
Molecule: messenger RNA, 288 nt
Organism: Cooperia oncophora
Lineage: Eukaryota; Metazoa; Nematoda; Chromadorea; Rhabditida; Trichostrongylidae
Source: the annotation of a GenBank genome assembly